UCACAUACAUCAAAACGACGGCCAAUGAAUGAAGGCAACUAAGAAAUUACAAUCGAUCAGCUGUUCGUGUAGAAGUAGUCCUUCCACCGGUCCCUCCCAUCCAUCCGGACGGCACCAUCUUAACCAUCUUGAUUUCCCACAAGCUUCUACAGACAGAAACCAGUGUUCUACCUAAUAGGAGUAAUUCUGCCAAAACACUUUUGACUCAGAGUCAAUAAUUUUGAAAUACAUUUUAUCAGUUAUGAAAUGCAUCGUUGUCAGUUUCUAUCAAAAUUGAUGCAGAGCUGGCAUCCUCUUUCACUCUGUAGAUAUUUCUUCCAAGAUGUAGCAGCUGCUCGACCAAAAAGUUUGUCCGCUCCAAAGAACAGAUCUAAACUGAUGAGGUCGAAUCUCGCCGUAAAAAUGUCUUCAAUCAGAACUAAGAGCAAAAUGGUAGCAGAGAACAGCGAAGUCUUGGAACAGAAUUCACCGAGAAAGGAAGAUGGAAACAAUGAAGAAAAUAAAGACAAUGGAGGAUCUUCUUCUUCAAUGUCUUCUAGUAACUCGUCUUCUAGGAAUCGGUCUUCUAGGAAUCGGUCUGCCAGGAAUUCGUCUUCAAGGAAUUCAUCUUCUGUUUCUAUGCCGUUGACUUCCGUCGUUGAUGAUGCAGCAGUUUCAUUGGAUAAAUUAACGACAGAAGAGAGGAGCAUUUACAGAUUACAUAAGGAGGCUUGCGAAGCUGGAGAAGUUUCUUACACAGAUCCAAGUACAGGAUAUGUCGUUCUGACUCAGCCCUAUCACAUCGCUAGGGGCAAAUGCUGUGGCAGUUGUUGUCGACAUUGUCCAUACAGUCAUGUGAAUGUUCUAGAAAGGUAUCGAACAAAGACAUUCAACACUGCCUUCUAUGUGUGAACCAGUUGCAAGAUCAGGGCCCAAUUUCAAGUGUUCAAAUUUAUUUUAAGAUUUGUAUUUUUAUGGGGGGGGGGGGGUUAUGGACAAUUAUCCUUAGAUGGACAUUGUGAAAUCGAGCCCAGGGCUUUUUCAAAACUUUGGCAUAGGCUCCAGUACAAAAUGUGCAGUUUGUUCCAAAUUGACAACGGAGCUCGAACCGGGGCAUGAGGUUUUGAAAAAACCCGGCGCCCACGGACUUUCCAAGUCCACCUGUUGGGACAGGAAGUCGUUAAUCUAAAAGUGUGGGUUUUCACUCGGGGAAAAAGAAACAGGGUACAAACAUUCAUUGAUUAACAGAAACAACUGGUUUUAUUCUGAAAUAUCUUGUCUAUGUACAGCUGUAUAGUCAUACAAUGGAGGAAGUAAAUUGCGCCCUCUGUUGAUGGAAAAAAUGCUGAUGCAAACGCAGAUAGAAGGAUCUUGAAACCAACACUGAUACUGGCUACAGUUUUCCACAGUAAAUCCAAUACAUGUUGCCAUACUGUAACAGAUGUGUAUUUUCUGUUAUCUCAUGUUUUGCAAAUAUUUAAUUGUUCUACCGAGACCUGACGCUUUGUUUUUGAACAGGCAAGGGCACCAAAGAGUUUUCUCCUUGGUAAAGGGCGUCACUAUGAGGGAAUUGUAAAUUUUGAGAGGAACAUUUCACAGGGCAGCAAGGCAACUGCCAGGGGAAAUGGAGGCAAUUACCUCCAAUGUAUCCAUAAAGUAGUCUGGCCGGCAUACCCUUGAAAACAAUUUCAGCAAUUUUAAACAAUUUCAACCAUUUUCAAUCUCAGAUUUUAGUGCUCGCUUUUACUGGUCCUUUGUACUUUCUCAGGUGUUGUUUUAUUUAUUGUAAUCAAAAUAUUUUCAGGUAAAAUUUACCAAGUUGCAGUGGAGCUGGAAAAAAGCUGUUUUCAAUAAAAAAAUAAAGUAAAAUUACAGUAUGUGUCAUGACCGUUUUCUUUUAUUGUUUUUAUAGUCAGAUUGUGUUGUAAACAAUGCAAGAUUAACUUGGGGUGAAAUUAUAACCCAAAUUAUAAAUAAA
Messenger RNA from Asterias rubens (European starfish), 1957 nucleotides. RefSeq lists its product as uncharacterized. The transcript has 3 exons. The record is from RefSeq and is a predicted model, not a curated record. NCBI's taxonomy places the organism in Eukaryota, Metazoa, Echinodermata, Asteroidea, Forcipulatida, Asteriidae. The coding region runs from base 247 to 891 and encodes 214 amino acids.